Messenger RNA from Poecilia latipinna (sailfin molly), 1611 nucleotides. Its product is annotated as formin-binding protein 1-like. The transcript is spliced from 13 exons. NCBI's taxonomy places the organism in Eukaryota, Metazoa, Chordata, Actinopteri, Cyprinodontiformes, Poeciliidae. The record is from RefSeq and is a predicted model, not a curated record. Bases 250 to 1542 code for a protein of 430 amino acids.
AUUUGUCCACACCGAGCCUCAGCAUCCCUCUGUGACGACAAAGAGUCCACUGAGAGGACGCGCGCGAGACCGAGACGGGUCCACGGACAGCGAGACGGGUCCACGGACAGCGAGACGGGUCCACAGACAGCCGCGCGGGGAGACGGUCCGCUCCGUCCGGAGGAUGCGCGCCGCAGCCGGCAGCAGCAGCAGCAGGUCGCGCUGAACGAGGUUCGGUACCGGGAGGUGGAGCUGCUGCAGAUCGGAACCAUGAGCUGCAACUGGGGCACCGAGCUGUGGGACCAGUUUGAUAACCUGGAGAAACACACCAACUGGGGGAUCGACUUCUUGGAGCGAUACACCAAGUUCGUCAAGGAGCGGGCCGACAUCGAGCUGAGCUACGCCAAGCAGAUCAGGAACCUGUCCAAGAAGUUCCACCUGAAGAGGAGCAGAGAAGACGACAGCAGGUUCACCUGGUGUGUGGCGUUUGCGGCGACGCUGCAGCAGCUGAACGACAUGGCGGCUCAGAGAGAAGACCUGGCCGACUGCCUGCACACGCAGAUCGCCUGCGACCUGACGCGCUACACGCAGGAGCUGAAGGCCGAGAGGAAGACGCAUUUCCAAGAUGGCCGCCGUGCUCAGCAGCACAUAGAAAGCUCCUGGAAGCAGCUUGAGUCUAGUAAGCGUCGGUUUGAGCGAGACUGCAAGGAGGCGGAGCGCGCUCAGCACGUCUCAGACAGGAUCGACCUGGACAACAAGGCGGACGGAGAAAAGUGCUGCUCUCUGAAGGCUCGACAAGUGGCUCAGCAGAAGCAACAAGCUGCUGAGGAGUCCAGGAAGGAGUAUGUGACCAGUCUGAACCAGUUCAACCAGGACCAGCACCAGCACUACCGCACACUGGUUCCAGUUAUAUACCAGCGCAUUCAGGACAUGGAGGAGCGUCGCAUCGAGCGGAUCGCCGAGGCGAUGCGUUCGGCGGCGGAGUCGGAGCGGAAGGUCCUUCCUGCGGCGAGCCGCUGUCUGGACGCCAUGAUGGACGCCGCUGAAAGCAUCCAGCCCAGGAAGGACACCGGUCAUGUGGUGGAGGUGUAUAAAUCCGGCUUCGACCCUCCAGGCGAUGUUGAAUUUGAAGAUUACAGCGCCAACAUGAGGCGGAGCAUCUCUGAAUCCAGUUACCUUGACAACCGGGCUGAGGGGCGAAAACAUAGCAGGAAGUUGUGGCCAUUCCUACGGAAAAACAAGCUGCUGCAUCUCCUAUCGUCGCCAAGGCAACCACCACCCCUGCCCCCGACCUCACCUUCACCUGGAGAGGCAAUUAACUCCUCCCAGUCCCCGCCCACAGGGUCCAGAGAGCCAAUCACACAACGGCUUAGUGACCUCAUGAGCUCUGGGUCCAGAACCAGGAAGCAGUGUCUCCGAAGCCUGAAGAGAGGGCUGUCCCUAAAGCUGGGUUCCAGUGUAACUGACGGCAGCCAGCUUCCUCCUGAGCAGAGACGCAAGAAGCUUCUGGGCCGAAUAAACAGCAUCAACCAGGAGAUCCAGAGAGAGAGAGAGCAAAGGUAACACACAGCGUCUCGGUCACAUGACUCCAGGAGGCAACAUAGGUACACACGGUACUUACUAAUUCAUAGU